AUGGCACCGCACGCUCAUGUACCGGCGCCACGCAACACAAUAGAGACCUAUUCGGCACGACCAGAACGAGAGCCGCCUCGAAAUGAGAAGGGCGAGAUCAUCUGCCAACAUGAAGCCUGCCAAGGCAAAACGGAGACUUUCAGACGGCCUUGUGAAUGGAACAAACAUAUGGACAAACAUGAGCGACCGUAUAAGUGCAAUGAGCCAACUUGCGAGCAAAAUCCUGGCUUUACCUACUCUGGUGGUCUUUUGCGACACAUGCGAGAAGUACACAAGAAAGGCGUCGGUCCGACUAGAAAGCCACUUUAUUGUCCUCACGCGAACUGUAUCCGGAGCACCGGCGAGGGUUUCACACGAAGAGAGAACUUGGAGGAGCAUCUACGAAGAAGGCAUUCUUACACUGGUCACUAUUCGCCUCCCCCUCAAUCGAUUUCAUCUCAAAACGAAGACGGACAGGAUCAGCCACGCAAACGACGCAAGACUGCAGAGCCAGACUCGCCACUCGAUGGACAGCAAGUCCAACUUGAUCAGAACCAGAUCCAGCACCUCACCGAGUCGAGGCGCGAUUCUCAGACCCUUCGAACUGAUCCACAACUCCUAGCAGCAGACAGAAGCCACACUAAUGGCAACGAUGCAGACCUUGACCGAGCGGAAGCUAUUCGCCAAUUAGCUCUAGCUCGUCAAACGAUCACAGAUCAGCAGGAAAUUAUCAGACAGCAAGACUAUGAAUUGCAGCAUCUUCGUCUGGCGGUACAAAAUUCCGCACCCGGCGCACCAUACUCUACGAGAUCAUCAGAAAGAAGUCUGACAGCUCUUGCUGAUGCUCCUGGGGCUUUACCUGUUCAUCUCCCACAGCAUGAGCUCUACGAGGCUGUUCAAGCUAUUGCAGAUUCCCAGGCCAAUGGAAAUACACAUGUUUCAGGGCCUAUUGCCCAGGCGUUGCAGGCGAGUCAGGGCAUACAGACACUCGAGCAGCAAGCAAGAGACGAAGAAGGCAAUCCAGAAAAUGGUCAGGAUACUUCUGGGCGAAUUGAAAUUGGCAGAGAUCCUAUCGCCGAGAGGCAAGUAGCUGCAUAG
This is a messenger RNA of Lithohypha guttulata, 1077 nucleotides long. RefSeq lists its product as uncharacterized. NCBI's taxonomy places the organism in Eukaryota, Fungi, Ascomycota, Eurotiomycetes, Chaetothyriales, Trichomeriaceae. The record is from RefSeq and is a predicted model, not a curated record. The transcript has a single exon. The coding region runs from base 1 to 1077 and encodes 358 amino acids.